Bacillus rossius redtenbacheri is the source of this 3478-nucleotide messenger RNA. RefSeq names its product jouberin-like. Gene Ontology annotation, molecular function: protein binding. Gene Ontology annotation, cellular component: ciliary basal body. Gene Ontology annotation, biological process: motile cilium assembly. The transcript is spliced from 11 exons. The coding region runs from base 18 to 3137 and encodes 1039 amino acids. Lineage: Eukaryota; Metazoa; Arthropoda; Insecta; Phasmatodea; Bacillidae. The record is from RefSeq and is a predicted model, not a curated record.
CUGUUGGUUGCUUAGUGAUGUGCAUUGUUUUUGUUUACAAAUUUUGGGUAGUUUCUUGCGAAAGAAUUAUGAGUAAAAAUAUUAAAGAAGAUGAAAUUCCUCUUACAUUUUCAUCGCCUGCUCUUAGCGAAACGAAAGCUAAAUUCGAUUCUCUUCUACGGGUUGCGAUAGAAAAGUAUCCUAAAGAAAAGAAAAAGUCUAAGGGGGUUGAAGAGAGAAGGAAACCCAAGCAAAAGCCCAAAAUAGUGCACAGCUCAUUACCCAAACCUGAGGCAUCCGAGGGUUACUCUCUAACUUACGGUUCGUCAUCCCAAUUGCUACCACACGAUGCUGAGUUCUCAAGCAGUAGAGAAGAAGAAGAAGCAGUGGAGAAUCCCUCGAAGGCAAACAGACAUUCACAAAACCAGAAUGUGGACGUUUCUGAGUUGAUUGCAAUGCCAGAGAACCACAAGCAGAGAAAUAACGAAGGCGGUGCUGACGGGAGGACAGACGUAAGGAAGUGGAGCAGCGAUGCGUCACCGCGUCAUAAGAAGCGCGAUGCAGAUGUACCGGAGGAAAGUUUCGAGGGCGAGAACAGCAGUGGUUCGGUCGAUAAUAGAAGUUCAAUCAAGAGGCCCGUGCCUCUGCCGAGAACCAGAACCAGAGUGUGCGCUGGAGCACUCGUUAGCAACAGUGUUACUAGUUACAAGUCAGAGGAUGAGUCUGGUACCGACACUCACAAGUCCUUGGUCGUGGAAGCGCUAGUGAGCGCGGCCGAUGGCGCGCCGCUCUUCACCACCGACCGCGGGUCGCCGGGGACACGGAACGCAGGCGGGAGACUAGAGCCGCAAAGUUACGAGGAGAUCCAGAUGGCAGAAUUGAACUCACCGAAAGAGAAACCACCCGGACACAAAGUUUCACACAAGAUCAGCAAGAAGGGAAAAAGAACUAGAAAAAAACAUUACGAUUCUGAAGAGGAAGAAAUUGUAACGGAUGAUGUAGCACGUGUCUGUGACCCAAUCAUAGAUUCACUACAGAUGGAAAAUACUGAUGAACCUUCAGAGUGUACAGGUACGAGGAAUGAACCUGCCCCUUCAACGUACAGUUAUGAAAAAAUUGUUGGUGUGUUCGUACACAACAGUGAUUGCUUGCAGCCAGACCUGCUGGUUCGACACCCUCUCGUAAAAGUGCACUUGAUCUGCGCUGAUACGGGGCAGUACCUCAAGAAGAGCAGCGUGGACCGCUCGGUUUCUUUCUUCUACGAGAACGAGACUGUCGACUACAUCUUGCCACUGAUGACUGAAAGUUAUGACUUUCGUCAGAGAAGGUCCAUCUUACCAUCUUGGGAAGAACUACUUGUGUUCAAUGAAGAUAUUGAAUACAUUUUAAACCCUGACCUGUCAGUGGUCAUCAUGUUUGAGAUUUUGGACUUUGUAAGCUUCUCUUUAGCAAGUGCUAGAUACAAGAAACUAGGCACCGAGGGUGGGUGGUAUAAAAUAGCGUGGGCUUUCCUUAAGCCAGUUGGAAAGAACGGGGUCCUCAACAUUGAUAAGAAACUACGCCUGCAGCUGUACAAGCCACAGUCCAGCCAGUCUUUCUCUUGCGACGCCUGCGAGCCGUACCUGUGGUGGAGCUCGGGCCAGUGGAGCCGCUACCCGGGCAGCCUGUACGUGACGGUGAAGGGGAUCCACCCGCCGGGCGACCUUCCACCCGCGUUGCGCUCGCGCAGUGCCCUGCAGGGCGAGCGCGGCUCGUGUCGCAUCGUCAUCGAGCCAGACGGAGACGGGCUCGAGCAGACGUCCUCGCCUGCAGCGACCCCGUCGGCCGCCGACGCCGUGCCAGACUCGCUGCGCCCGAACUGGUCCAGGCUGCCCUCCCAGUCGUGCAGGGUCCCAAACAGACGGGCCCUCACCUUGGACACGCCCCCGCGGGGGUGCUUCGCAGUCAGUUUCAGUUCCUCUGGCCUCUUCUUGGCGUGUGCCCUCGCGUCGCAGGACACCUUCGCCAUUGCUGUCUACACGAUCCCGGAGGGCAUGGAGUACGUAAGGCUGCCCGCCCACCAGGGGCUGGUGUACGACCUGCGUUGGUCCCACGACGAUGCAGCGCUGCUGAGUGCGUCGGCCGACUGCACUGCUUGCGUCUGGGACGUGCCCGGCAAGAGGAGGCAGCCCUCGCACAUGCUUCCCCACCCCUCGUUCGUGUACUGUGCUCAGUUCCACCCAACCAACAGCUCGAGUCUCGUCACCGGCUGCUGCGACUCGGUGGCGCGUGUGUGGACCAGGUCUAGGAGAAGCAGACAGUACGAGCUAUCGCAGGAGCUGGAAAGACACGUUGGGUUCGUAAACACCCUGUGUUUCGACAGGCACUGCAGGCUGUUCACGGGUGACAGCGAGGGGAAGAUAUGUGUGUGGCAUGCUGCCCAAACAAGACAGAAGCAUCGCCCGCCAGACUGGGAGCUAGAAAGGGAGAUCUGCGUCUGGGAGCUGAGGGGCACCGUGAUCAACAAGCUCGUCGCUCACCCGGGGGGCCAGCGCCUGCUGGUCCACGCCCGGGACAGCCUCCUGAGGAUGCUGGACGUCGGCACCGGCAGCGUGGUGCAGUGGUUCAGCGGAGCCCUCAACCACAGGCUGCAAACCUCUGCGUGCGUGACACCGUGCGGGAGCCUGGUGUGGGCAGCCAGUGAGGAUGGCACCGUGUGGGCCUGGCACGCAGACACGGGUGAGCGGGCGGCCACGUACACCGCCCUCGGCUUCCACUCGGCGUGCACCGGCGUCGACUAUCACCCCCGGGAGCACAUGGUCGCGUUCUGCUCGCACGGAAGCGCGGGCCCCGUGGUCGUCUGCGACUACGACAGGGGAUCCUCCGGUCGGGAGCUGGGGCUGCGGGCUCGCGACGACGGCCGGCCGGAACGGCCUGCUCUCCCGCCACUGGCUCGGCCUCCUCCGAGGAGAAGCCACGGGAGUGGCGACCCCAACUCCACGCCGCUCUCCGCUCCGCCGAGCGAGAGUGCCGAUUCGGAGAGGUUUGCCUCAGGUGCUGAAAGCUUCAGAAGUGAGAAAAGACUGGCCACCAUCCUCGAGAAAAUAGACGAGGUUCUGUCGUUGCCAUCUGCUCGCUGUGCACCAGCAGUUAAUAGUGGCAGUUUGGUGGCAAAGUAGCAAUAAGCUGUGCUAUUUAUUUAUUUAUUUAUUUAUUUAUUUAUUUUUUGCAGAGAGUCCGUUUUCAUACAUACAACUACCUCAAUGCCAAUUUUUAUUUUUUUUUCUGCAAUAUGAAUUGAUAUCAAGACAAAAAAAAUUUUAAUAGGUGAUGUGUAAUUGAAGCCUUAAAACUCCAUGCUACUGUCUCAAGCCAAAUUCAUAAACUGUCAAAUAAGUGAAAAAUGUGUUGAAGUCAACAAGUGUGUGAUGCUUGUCUUUCUUUUGUAUUGUUUUCAAUGAGGAAAAUAAAUAGUACAAAGUAUGCUAGUUGGUCAUCAUUUAUACAUAGUCUUUUAAAU